AUGCGCAAGGGUGAGCGCAAGAAGAACCUCACGGACAGUGAGUGCGAAAACUUGGUGCAGCACCUGCUGACGAAGUGCGCCAGCAGCGGCAGGAUUCCCAAGGGUGUUGCCGCAAGCGUUGGCAUGUUGUUCGACGAUUUGCCGCAAUGUCCACCAGCGCAAGAAGGACAACUGCGGACGCAACGCAUUCACUUGGACCUGCCCGAACGUAUCCAGGCCAUACCACAGUCCCGUCGUUACUGCUUUCGUUCAAUCGCCCACGCGCUUGGCAUCCCGAAGUCUACGCUUCACUCCUACUACAAGCGUGGCGUUAUCGCCAAGUACUCGAGCGUGCUGAAGCCAUCCAUUUCGGAGUCGAACAAGGUUUGUCGUCUCAAUUGGGCCUUGCAGAACGUGAAGGACAUCGAUGGUGCCAAGUUCUUCGACCCAAUGUUCGACACCGUCCACGUAUACGGCGCGCCCGGCGAAAAGAUCAAGCAGCGUUCCUGCAAGUCGAAAGGCCACCUGCUGAAGGUCAUGUGCUUAUCGGCCGUUGCGAGGACACGAUGGGACGACAACAAGGAAGAGUGGUUCGACGGGAAGAUUGGGACGUGGCACUUCACGGAGACUGUCCCAGCGCAGCGCCGAAGCAGCCGACGCGACGCAGGAACGCCAGUGAUGAAGACAGUAUCUGUGACACGGGAGACAUAUAAGAAGAUGCUGAUCGAACAAGUUAUCCCAGCAAUCCGAUGCAAAUGGCCAAGCACCGAGACCAAGACCAUCAAGAUUCAACAGGACAAUGCCCGUCCGCAUGCCCCCCCAGUCGAUCCUGACGUUGUCGCUGCCUGCAAAGACCAAGGCUGGGACAUGGAGGUUGUUUUUCAACCUCCAAACUCCCCUGACAUGAAUGUCUUGGAUCUUGGUUUCUUCCGAGCCAUCCAGACCUUGCAAGCGGAGAAGCAUUCGAGCUGCCUGGAGGACAUCGUUACUGCUACUGAAGCGGCUUGGGCCGACGUCAGUUCAACGACCCUCAACAAGAACUUUCUGACCCUUCAGAGAUGUCUUCAAGAGAUCCUCGAGAGCAUGCAGAUGGGUGCAAUUUGCACUCAGAUUGAAGCAUUAAAGGUUGACAUUGACGUGGAUGUUCAUGCCGACAUUGCUGCUGCAUUGGGCCUCAUUCAAUUGUUGGAUUAG
Aphanomyces astaci is the source of this 1173-nucleotide messenger RNA. RefSeq lists its product as hypothetical. Bases 1 to 1173 code for a protein of 390 amino acids. NCBI's taxonomy places the organism in Eukaryota, Oomycota, Saprolegniomycetes, Saprolegniales, Verrucalvaceae. Gene Ontology annotation, molecular function: nucleic acid binding. The transcript has 4 exons. The record is from RefSeq and is a predicted model, not a curated record.